AUGACUCCAGGAAUGCGCAUGUUGCCGCGCGAUGGCGCCUUGACUGAAACCUCACAGAAGUUGCUGGUCAUGACGUACAAUGUGCUUGCGCAGUGCUACGUGCGCUCUACUUUCUUCCCGUACUGCGAGUCCAGUGAGCUCCGCUGGAAGAACAGAUCCAAAAAGUUGGAAGCUGUAUUCGCCUCGAGUCUGCCCGUCUCGCCUGAUGUCAUCUGUCUGCAGGAAGUGGACAACUACAAGGAGUUUUGGGCUGGCAUGAUGAAAAAGCUCGGAUAUGAAGGUAUCUUCAUUAAGAAGACGAGCACCAAACCGGACGGUGUGGCUGUGUUUUGGAAUGAGAAGAUGCUGAAGAUGAAAGAGUCCGUGCAGGUUAGUCUGGACCUGCCCAACGGUGACGAGUCGGGUGAAGCUUCAACCAGAGGAAGCGUCGGUGCAAUUGUCCACUUUAAACACCUCGCGACGCAAUUAGAGUUUGUUGUCGCGACUACGCACUUGUUCUGGGACCCAAUGCAGGAAGACGUGAAGCUGCUGCAAUCACGCCGAAUGCUGCGUGCAAUCGACGAGUUUGCGAGCGCGCUGGAAGCAUCAACGCCAGUCGUCUUCUCCGGUGACUUCAACUCCUUACCAGACAGCAAAGUGUACAGCUUCAUCACGAGCAGAAACCACUUUAAAAGCGCCUACGCACAGUAUGAUGCGGAUGGUGAACCCAAGUUUACCAACGUCAACGGCGAGUCUAUAACGGAUGAUGGCACGAUGGUGCCGCGCUUCGUCGGUACACUGGACUACAUUUUCUACCGCUCUCCUAGGAUGCGGCCGGCUGCACUCAUGGAGCUCAUGUCGCUCGAGGACGCGAGCAAGGAGGUCGCACUGCCCAGUACCAUCUCUCCGUCGGACCACCUACCUCUCCUAUGCGAAUUCCACAUCCAGCCUGCUUUCUAGGUGGAAAUGGCUACGUGCCCUUCAAUGUAGCCAUGCCUUCUUUUCGGCCAAUAAGAACAUCCUACCUUCAAAAAUA
Messenger RNA from Phytophthora infestans T30-4, 1015 nucleotides. RefSeq lists its product as uncharacterized. Lineage: Eukaryota; Oomycota; Peronosporomycetes; Peronosporales; Peronosporaceae. Bases 1 to 939 code for a protein of 312 amino acids. The record is from RefSeq and is a predicted model, not a curated record. Gene Ontology annotation, cellular component: CCR4-NOT complex; nucleus; cytoplasm. Gene Ontology annotation, biological process: nuclear-transcribed mRNA poly(A) tail shortening. Gene Ontology annotation, molecular function: poly(A)-specific ribonuclease activity. The transcript has 7 exons.